Molecule: messenger RNA, 1307 nt
Organism: Penaeus monodon (black tiger shrimp)
Lineage: Eukaryota; Metazoa; Arthropoda; Malacostraca; Decapoda; Penaeidae
Product: tachykinin-like peptides receptor 99D
Biological process (GO): G protein-coupled receptor signaling pathway
Cellular component (GO): plasma membrane
Molecular function (GO): tachykinin receptor activity
Source: RefSeq, a predicted model, not a curated record
AUGAGUUGCAAAGAUGGACAUAUGACUCAAUAUAACAUCGUCUUCUUCAUCACCACGUACAUGUUGCCCAUGCUGGCUAUGCUGGCAUGUUAUUUUCUCAUCGGGCGCGAACUGUGGGGUAGCCGGUCCAUAGGAGAACUUACCGACCGACAGGUAACCAGCAUCCGCAGUAAACGUAGGGUAGUAAAAAUGUUCAUCGUGAUCGUGAUGGCGUUCGCGCUGUGCUGGCUGCCGCAGCAAGCCUUCUUCCUGUAUACCUUUCACAACGCUCAGAUCCUGGACACUUCGUAUAUCCAGCACAUCUACUUGGCCUGCUAUUGGCUGGCCAUGUCCAAUGCCACCGUUAAUCCCCUUAUUUACUACUGGAUGAACGCGAGUCAUGCCCCGAAUGCCAUUACAGACUACGUACCAAACAGGUUCCGAUCUUACUUCCGGGAAGUGGUAGUGCGUUGCCUCUGCCUUCAGUGGCCGAGGCGGCGGACCUGCAGUUACGAGGGGUCACCUGAGCCUGCCCGUCGCGUCCCAGCCUGCGACGACCACUCCUCCCGCUCUCGCUCUCGCUCGCGGCAGGGGCUGAACGGCACCGUGCGGACCACACCCGGAUCGACGCGCUACAACAACCACCUAGUCGUUUACUCCUCCAGGGAGCGCCUGAACUCGAGGAACGGGUGGCGUCGACCGCCCGCCCCGUGCGAGCUGUGCCAGCUGCCCCUGCGAUCGCCGGCCCCGGACGAGGCGGAGGGCGGCCGUGACGAAAACCUCAUCCAGCUGAUGCCGCUGAACACCACGAGGGACAGCCAUGAUCACUUGUAUAAUAACCUCAACACCUCCUGCUAGAUCGACCCUAGAUGUGGUACACUGAAAGCAGUUAAACAAUUUAACACCACGAAGAAUCUUUCGGAUGGUAUACCUGAUCAAGGACGUGAGGACACACUGUUGUGGCAGUGCAUAUCUGCAGAAGACCAAGGUUUUUAGUGGUUUUGGCUUCGCCUUCUAACGGCCAUUUUAAUUGCUGGAAGGAAGAGACAUUGUUUUCUUUUUUUCUUUUUUCUUGCUUCCUUGCCUUUUUAUUCCAAAUGCGGCUAGAAGCCAUCCUCCCUCCUCCUCCUCAGCCGAGGAGCUGAUUGCUUCAUGUACGGUGCUAAGUCCUUAUACAAUGAUCUACCUCUACACACACUGUAAUCAUACCUGACCUUUUACAUCGUUCUAAAAAAAUUGAUAUUUUUACGUACAGUAUCAUACUUUACUGCUUAUUGUGUUUCUUUUUACUUAUUAAUGAAAAUGAUGAUGAUAAUUAUAAUAGUAGU